AUGGAGGAACUGGCAGCGCUUUUCACGGCAGUCGUUGCUUCGCAGCUGGCCUUCGACAGCUGGUCUGCCUUUCUGAUUUACGGAGGACGUUACAAGCUGCAGGGCGCCAGUUGGCAAAAGCAAUGGCGGCUGAUUGUCGUAAUCUUCCACAUCAUUUCUGCACCUGCUGCUGGCUUCUUGGCCCUCCAUGUGCCACGGAAUAUGCUCAUUUUGGUCGCUUCCGUUGCCAUUAGUGUGGGGCUUUCCACCUGUGCAUUGUCAUAUUUCCUUCCCUGGAUGGCCUUCUUCCUGCUCUUCCUUGCUUCCUUAAGCUUCGGAGUGGGUUCUGGUCUCAUGCAGCCUUUACUUUGGAGCCUGGUGAUGGAGAAAAGCGAAGCUAAACGCCGGGGCGCCGCCUUCGGCUUUCUGCACGGGAUGACCGUCUUCUCGAGAGUUCUUCAGAGUGAAAAUCCCUUCCUUGAAGUCCAAGAGCUCAUGUGGCUGUGGCCAUUGGCCGCCUCUGGCUUCAACAUCCUCACGGGAGCCAUGUGCGCCUUGCGUGUCACUGACAGCGCCGUAAAGCCGGAGCAGAACCUUCCGAUGAUCCUUGGGCGUCGCACCUUCUGGGUUCUCGCUGUCCCGGCAGGUCUGUUGAAAGCUUCCAGUUCGGCAUUCACGUCCCAGCUUCUGAACUGGUUUCCGCCUGGAUAUCGAAGGGUCGUCUUCACUUACCUGGGGCUGGGCAACGUCAUUUCUGCAGUCGUUGGCGGCGUGGCUUUGGACGGCAUUGACUCAAACAGCCCCGUCACAGGCUCUCCGUCCGUGCUAACAGCCACUGCAAUCCUUCCCAUCAUCGUCAUUAGCGUUGUUCUUUUCGUCCUCGACAUCUUGCGGAAGAGCUUCCUCGGCUUCCUGUUGAUGAGGGCGGGUGCGCUGGCGAUGGGUGCCUUCGGGACUUGGACCUGGUUCCCUGUGGUGACAGGCAAAAUGCUGAGCGACAUCGUGCGGCCUGAGGCUUAUAUCUAUCUCUAUGGGGUUUAUUUGGCCGUGGUGGACAUCCUCUACCUUGUGGUUCACGAUGGUAUGGGCUGGUGGGAGGAAGAGCCUGACAGGAACGUCAUUGCAUCACACUGCCUGCUCGGUGUCCUUCUGACCGUGUUGACCGUGCCGGUCUUCUUCGCCUACCCGGAGGAUCGGCAGGUCGUGGCGAGGGCAGUGCAAAUGGCAGAGGCGGACGGGGAAGGCACAGAGGAGCCUGCCGCAGAGCCCGCUUCCUGA
This is a messenger RNA of Symbiodinium sp. CCMP2456, 1257 nucleotides long. Lineage: Eukaryota; Dinophyceae; Suessiales; Symbiodiniaceae. The record is from the annotation of a GenBank genome assembly.